Molecule: messenger RNA, 8846 nt
Organism: Paramuricea clavata
Lineage: Eukaryota; Metazoa; Cnidaria; Anthozoa; Malacalcyonacea; Plexauridae
Source: the annotation of a GenBank genome assembly
UUCGGCAAAUCUUGCCCUGCAUGAGAAAACUGGUGAAUCGAGCGAGUUCAAUUCUGACACUGAAGGAAAGAUGGCUGUGGAUGGGCGAGUAGAUGAUGAUGAUUUGGCGCAUCAUUUUGCUGCAACUAUUCCACGAUAUGAUCCUGACCCAUACUGGUAUGUCGAGUUGGACGACAUGUAUUUGGUUCAAACUGUUGAGAUUAUAAGCCGGCGUGAUUGCUGUGCAGGUCAAGUGGAAACCUUUGAAGUUAGAGUCGGUAUGUAUAAUGAUCUAUUAAUGAUUUUAUUGAUUUUAUUUUACUCCUUCAGACAAAGUGUGGUAAGCCACCUGAGGCAAGGGGUCAAGACAGGCUCGGAAAAAUUAAAUUUCUAUCAAAGCAAAAAAAUUCUAUCAUACUGUGACAGAGAAUUUCUAUCAUACUGUGACAUAAACCAAAAACGAGCUUCAACGCCAUACAGCAUUUGAACGGACCCAAUGCCAUAUUAGAGAGCUUAAGGUUACAUGCAGGACACCCUUUUUGCGUUUUGCGGAAAAUCGCUACUGCGUGCUCAAUAUCAGUCCGAUUUUCAUCAAAUUUUCACCAAAUGUUCUCCAGUGCAUGCAAAAUAUGGUAAAGUUGUAAAAUUAACAAACAAUAAAAUAAUGUAAGAAUUAUUCAGGAAAAUCUUAAAUCGCGUCUUGAGUUGUGCUCCUGCUGGUUUUAAGUUAUAUUUAUGAAAAUAUCAUUUUUAUACAGUAAAAUAGUUGUUCUAAAAAAUUGUGUUCGGAAAUUUUUGUUUAUUUCGUCAUUCCGCUGAUAUGGCGAUUUCUUUGACGACUGCAAUAUAUUUCUGAAUUCUUUGAGUGAAUUGCUCUUUAUUUUUAAAAUAUCCAAAAUUUAAAAAAAAGCCGAACAUAAUUUAGCUAUGUCCUGUGAAAAUUUGAGAAAAAUUGGUUAAAACCCGCAGGAGCACAACUCGUUUGAAAAUCAGUAAUUACCGUAAAAUUUUUCGGGAGAAAACUAAAUUUGAAUAUUACAUUUUCAAUGUUUUUCUUAUUGCAGCGAAAUGUAUUUUGCUAAAUAACUCUGCGAGUUUUCAACAUUUUUUCGUCCAAACUUGGUCAGAUAAUAGACCUAGUCUAAUGCUUUCAUUGAAACCAAUAAAAAAAUUUUAGGGAAAAUUAACACUCAAAGGUGUUCUGUAACCUUAACGUGUAUGUGAAACGAGAAUUUUUAUUGUCUUAUUUAAAAAAACACUUUAAAAACUAUAGUUUUUCGUUCCGUUGCUUCGUUUUCGAUCGAGAUAUUUCAGUUAAUUUGACAUACGUGUCAAGGAUUCUAUACGUCACAAAUAUGCAUCAUGAGUUUGCUGAAAUUGUUGUAUAUUCUUGUUAUUAUGAAAUGAAAUUACCACAGAAUCCUGGUAUUUGAUGUAGUUGUAGAAUAACACACAUGUACAAUUUAACAAAUAGAUUACAUUUUCCCGUUGUCUGUUCAGUUAUAGAUAUACACAGUAUAACGUCAUAUGCAUGUGUAUCUCCCCUCGGCUUGGACAUCCUUUGUGAAUGGCCCCUUAUUUAUUUACUAUACAUUCUCUAAGUUGUAUAAUUACAGUCAAACCGGAUGUUCUCUUGCGAGCAACAUUACAAUAUUGUCCCACAAUAUUGCAAUUUUGAUAGGCAGAUUGCUCCGAGCAAUUUGCAACCGACACGAACAAAUUGCAAGUUGAAAUUGACAAAAGUUUUGUAAAACAAAGCCUCUGACUGGACUGUAAGAAAGGGGGAAGCACCAACCAGUUGCUCAGACUAUUUGAUUGGCUUCCCUCAAACUCAAAAAAAAUUUCUGGGGCCAAUGGUCCCGUUGUCCCACACUCUUUCCACCCCUGGGUACCUCCCGCCCCUUCUUUCCCUACCCUAAUUGUAAGUUUUCUAUUUAGGUGAGAGGCUGAAUGACGAUGGAGGCAAGACUAAUCCUCCAUGCGGGGAACCUAAAAACAUGAACAACAUACCCAAGCACACAUUCCGCUGUGAGCUGUAUGGCAAAUUUGUGACUGUUAAGAAGGCUAAUCCCCCUGUUAUAUAUGGUCUUGUCUUACUUGAAGUCAUGGUGAAUAAGGAACCAACUCGUAAGUUUAGAUUGCAACUUGCCACUGUUCUGUGAUCGCUAACAUAGUAAAGAUCUUGGAGCCAGGAGAGCUUGGAAUAUUAAUGAGUUAACAAGGCUAUUUGCCAGUGUAUUGUAAUUUGUAUCCAAAAAUUAAAAUAUAUUAUUUAUUUCCCCACAAUUUGUAUCCCAUAUAUCAUACGCCAUCAUUUGGGUAUAUUCAAAAACUUUGAUUUCUGAAUACUAAAGUUCAAGUAGAGGUCAUAAAAAUCAAUGGACAAUUUUAGAAAGUUGUAAAAAAUCACUAUCCGGUACAUACAACUGUCCUUAAUAUAGAGACCGGUUCUAAAGGUGGUUCAAUACAGUUUUUUUAAUGGAAAAUUUGCGAUUUAGAUCCGAAUUUUUGGACGAGUAUUGCUUGUUGAAAAACAAAAAGUAUCUUAGUUUUGUAAAGCAACAUCUUAAGAGUUUGAACUUUUUCACAAAAAAACAAAAACAACUGCCGUUGCUAUGGCAAGAAUGAGAUUUCAAAAUGGCGGAUAUUAUGGUUUUAAAGUAAUUCGACUCGUAAAUGACAUAGAUUAAGCUGAAAUUUUAUUUUAUAAAAUGAUUUCUCUUAAUAAAAAAAUGAUUUCUCUUAUUUCUCUAAAAAUUCUGCUGAGCCAAAUGUAUUCAAAUUAAUUAAGUGAUUAUCAGUCGUAAUAAUCUUUUUUGCUCAACAGAAUUUCAGAUGUUGUUUUUUUUUUUGUUUGUUUUUUUUGUUUUUAUUACGCCCGUAAAAAAUAUCAAGUUAUUUACAUUUAUUUUUCUAUUGUUUUGGAUAGGCUAGGAGCCUUCUAGAAACCUACUAGGCUUUUUAAUUAAGACCCCUAUAGACUAUACUUACAUUAUUUCAUUCUAUUUAGUCAGUUCGAAUAAUAUAUGAGAUUGAACAAAGAUAAAAGCGUAUAUAACAAGUAUAAAAUAAAACAUUAACAUGCAUAUAAACUUAAUUAUAUAUAUUCGAAGUGGAGGAUACUAUAUAUGUAUAUUUACAGUAAAGAAAGUGGUAAUAUAUUUUAAACCAUUAUACAUCCAUUGUUGAAUAUAUAAUGAUUUUUUAUUUUAAUUUUAAAAGUACUAUAAGAGAAAAUAGAUUUGUAUUUACAUCAGUAAGAUAUACUUUUUGUUUCUUUAACAAGUAUAAUAUAAAAAUAUAUAAUUGUCCAAAAACAUGGAUCUAAAUCGUGAAUUUUCCAUUUUAUAAAAAAACUGUAUUUUGUCAGUUAGUUCAAUAAUUACAUGCUCUGUUGAUCUAUUUUUUCUAAAUCCAUAUUGAUAAGAUAUUAUUCUUUUCUACAAAUUUGAUUACUCUUUCAUCCAUAAUUUUUCUAGUAAUUUGGAAACACAUGUUAGCAUGACUGAAAGUAUAGUGAUGAAUUAUUAUUACCUUUAAUAAGUGUCACGGCGCUGAUUGGCUAAAAUAUACGGCGCAAAGAAACGUUUAAAAUUAAUGCUACAUGAUUGGAAAAGAUGCAGCAGCCUACAAUUUUUAAAACAAAGCAAGGAUGUCCUGCAUAACGAAGGGAUUAUAAAUAGUAUAUCGUAUUCCACUCCUAACUUGAUUAAUUGUUGGUAGACAGUUUUUCAAGUUCGCGCAUAUUUUGGAUGCGCAGUAGAACCGUGACGCUGCCCCUUUAAGUUCAUAUAAGUUUCAAAAAACCUCGGGGUUUUUUGAAAUUCUGAAGCGAAUUUUAACAAAUGUUAUCAUGAAUAUUCCAAACGAUAUAUAUAUAUAAUUCAAACGAAAAGUGACAAAUAUUGCGUUAAUAAGAAAUAAAACAUCGUAUUAGAGAUUGUAAUCAUUAAAUAUGGGAUUUGUAUUACUAUUGGUGUGAGUAUAAUCAUAAGUUAAUUUACCCUUAAAUAUUUGAAAAAUUGUUUUCACAUCGCUUAGAUUUUUUAUAUCAUUUACAAAAAAGUACCCCAAAAAUGGCGAAUUUGGCCUUCGCGAGAAAGGCUAAUUCACGAAGGUAUGUGGGCAGUUUUAUAUUCUCAACUUGGAGGCUUUUAAUUUUCGGUAUUAAUAUAUCAUUUAUAGACCCUCCGCUCGGGGGAUUCGACGAAAUAUUACCCUCAGUGAUGAUAUUUCCCUCGGGGCUAAAUAUCAUCGCUUCGCGCGGGUAAUACUUGGCCGAAUCCCCCUCGCUCCAGGUCUAUAUAAAUGAUAAUAUAUAGCGUCUCUGGCAGGAAUCGAAUCUGCGGCCCUGCGAUUCCGGUGCAGCGCUCUAACAAACUGAGCUCUAUAAUCACAAGUUCGAAAUUUCCAUCUACAAAAACCCUUCAACUGUCAGUUUUUUUCGAGCGAGAUGCCCCCCAAAUCUCGAUAUUUAUCCAGGUUAAACUUUUUUUACCCAAGUUAAAAUUUUUUACCCAAGUUAAAAUUUUUAUCCAGGUUUAUAGUGCUGACCAUGCAGCUUUGAACAACCGGUCCCAGAGAUCAGGCAGAUGUGUAAAUGAUUUUGUUUCUAUUUCUAGUAAACGUUGCAUUUAAAAGGCCAACCCAUCAUUCAAGUUUGAACGGAGAGAGCGCAAAGUCAGAGUACGCCGUUGAUGGAAUACUUAAUUAUUAUCAAUUUCUUACGGACGGUGAUGGUGCUCUACCGCACUGGUUGAUGAUUGACUUUGAAGAAAGAAGGAAAGUCCAUAAAAUCUUUGUCUUGCCAAAAACAGAAUACUUGGAACACUUCAAAAAAGUAAUCAUGACCUUAGGUACGCAUACCUACAUUAUCCUCUAUCAGUGAUGUAGGGCUAGGCUUGCACGUGCGAUUUUUCUCUCGCGUAGGGAACGCAACGGAUGAAAUUUGAUUGCGUUGCCGGCGCAAAAAGAAGUCGGCAACAUGUGCACUGAUUUUCCCGUCUGGCCCUCACAGUCCCAAGGUGGGUCGUUUUGACCCACCCAUGAUUUCUAGGUCUACAGUUCAGUUUAACAGUGAUUAUAAUUAUGCAUUAGCGCAUGUACAGACAAGAGCAAAUAUAUAUUUAUCCUCUUGCUGUUCAGCACAGUCUCAGGGAUAAAUAGAUGCAUGAACAGAAUCAUUUGUCAAAAGUGUGCAAAUAGAUGAUAAUCCUCUAUUUAAGGGAAACCUACUAACCCCACUCUAACCUCUUACCCUAAUCUAAACUUGAUGACCUUUCUAUAUGUAUAUAUAUGUGUAUAUAUAUAUAUAUAUAUAUAUAUAUAUAUAUAUAUAUAUAUAUAUAUAUAUAUAUAUAUAUAUAUAUAUAUAUAUAUAGUUUUUCGUUUUACCUCAAAAAACCACAACAGUCUGCUUCAUCCGUAUAGGAAUCAUCAUCAUCCGUAUAGGAAUCACCUGAUGAUUCCUAUACGGAUGAAACAGACUGUUGUGGUUUUUUGAGGUAAAACGAAAAACUAUAUUACGCUCUAUCUGGUAUUGAGCACUGUUUGUGUUUCGUAAACCAAAAUCUUAAGCUAUAUAUAUAUAUAUAUAUAUAUAUAUAUAUAUAUAUAUAUAUAUAUAUAUAUAUAUAUACAAAAUAAAGGCCACGACCAAAAGAAAUUAGAAUAUAUAAUUCAAAAAUUUUUUAAUUUUCGACUGCAUGUAACAGCCUUCGUCAGAAACUAAGUACAAACUAAAUCAAAUAAGUCUCUCAUAUAUCCUAUGUGUAAACUAAUUAGAAAUUCUAAUUACAAGAUGGUAAAUACAAAUGCAUUGGUACUAUUAUUGCACGAAGUCGUGAUGACCAUUAAGUCCCCCCUGGUUGGUUAACAAGGUACCAAUCCAGAAAUUCUCACAUUCUCUAAGAGUGUGAUGCCUUUGAUCAAUCAACAUAAAUUUUAAACUAGAGUGGUCAGCACCAUGGCAAUCCAAAAAAUGAUUGACAAUAGCACACGUUCUCCGCUCACGUUUUAUGUGUGACUUAUAAUUAGCAAGUCGGGUCUUAAAAUUUAUGGUAGAACCUACACCUUGCAGACCACAAGCCACACACUGCGCAAGAUAUACUACAUUUUCAGAUCCACAUGUGAGAGAUUUACCAAUUUUAAAAAUCUUCUUGGUAAUCACUGAACGAAAACUACUUCCAGAAACAAGAAAAUUUUUACAGCAAUCGCAACGCUUGGCCGAACACUUAUAACAACCAAGUGAAUCCCCUAUGUUCUUAUUAAUAUACGGAUUAGAUGGUGCUAAUAAUUCUUUUAAAUUGGCAUUACGCUUAUAUGAGACACGAAGAGCUCUAUCCGGCAAAAUCUCUCUAGCAUCUGGAUCAUAAUCUAUAACCGGUCUAUGUUUCCUAAACAAUUCACGAAUAUCAGGGGCCCUAGGAUUAAACUUGACACUAAAAACACAAUGUCCACCGUCAACCUUCCUUCUACUCCUGCGAGCUUCUUCCCUGGUUAUAUCCGUAACUUCUUUAAAUUUCUCUACAACAUGUGUUUUAUCGUGUCCGCACUCAAGUAAAUAUUGAAUGUAUUCCUUACUUCUUUCCCGAAAAUCAUUCUCAUCGGAACAUAUCCUACGUAACCGCAAAGCUACACCCUUAGCAAUGCCACGUUUUUGCGAACCGGGAUGACACGAAUUGGCGUUAAGAUAUAUGUGCGGGUCAGUGGGCUUACUAUACACUGAUGUUUCCAACCGGUUAUUGGAAAUAGAAAUAAGAAGAUCCAAAAAAUGCAAAGAACUUCCUCCCACGUCCAUGGUAAACUGUAAAUGCGCGUCAAACGAAUUUAAAAGCUCAAAAAAAUCAUUAAGUCUCGACACUGUACCCCGCCAAAGUGCGAACGUGUCAUCCCGGAAUCGGAACCAAGACUUCAACUCGGGAUACGAAGUCUUAGAUUCCAACACUCUUCUGUCUACAUGUUCGGCGACAAUAUCAGCGUACGAACAGGAAUUCUUAGGUCCCAUGGCUGUACCAUUAGUUUGCAGCCAAUAUUGUCCCCGAAAUGCCGAACAAUUUCUCUUAAGACAUAAUUCUAGAGCCUCAAUAAUACAUUCUACUGGUACAUCAAAUUUAUCUACAAAAUCCAUAAGCUUACGACGUACUCGUUCAAUUCCCGUAUCAUUAUCAAUAGACGGAAACAUGUUGAUAAUGUCAAAACUAACCAACACGUCCCCAUCAGAAAUGCCUAUCUCGUUAAGCUCAUCUAUAAUAUCAAGCAUGUGUGAAGCAUCCCUUACCCGACUGGAAAUGGAAUCAACCACAACUUUACAAUACUUUUCAACAAAAUAGGACAAAUUCUCUAUACGAGUACCACAACCUGACGUAAUUACUCUAGCGGGAUUAUCAGGUUUAUGAGUUUUAAUUAAGGGAUAAUUCACACCUGGAUGAACCCUGCAUAUAUAUAUAUAUAUAUAUAUAUAUAUAUAUAUAUAUAUAUAUAUAUAUAUAUAUAUAUAUAUAUAUAUAUAUAUUAUAUAGAAUAUAUAUUAGCUAAAUAAUUUAUAUUAUAUUAUAUUUAAAUAUGAUAUAAUAUUUAUAUACAAACGAAUGUUUACCAAUUUCACCUUGCCAUGCGAAUGCAACUUGUAAUAUGGUAAAAUGUAUAUGUAAUAUGCUAUGGUAAAAUGUAUAUGUAAUAUGCUAUGGUAAAACAUUUAUGCACAACAUCAAUAUAAGACAAGCAACGACCAACAAAAGCAUCUGUUAAUUACGUAUAAAUUCAUGCUUUUGUAUCACUUAGAUAUAACAAACGAAUGUGUACCAGAUUCACCUUGCCAUGCGAAUGCAACAUGUAAUAACACAGAAGAAUCUUACAUCUGCACAUGUGAUUCUGGAUACAGUGGUGAUGGACUUACAUGCAAUGGUAAAAAUUUAUGCACGACAUGAAUGCAAGACAGACAACGACCACCGAAACGAUAAUGCAUAACUUUAUGUGUCUGUAUUCCGUAGAUACAAACGAGUGUGCACCAGUUUCACCUUGCCAUGCGAAUGCAACUUGUAAUAACACAGAUGGAUCUUACAUCUGUACAUGUGAUCCUGGCUACGGUGGUGAUGGACUUAUAUGCAAUGGUAAGUAAUGCAGAACGUAAAUAUUGGAGUAGCAACGACCGCGAAAAUGAUCUGUAGGCUAAAUAACACAUAAUUUUAUCUUUCUGUAAUACGUAGAUACAAACGAAUGUCUACUACACAGCAAAAAAUCAUUUUCUUAUUUUAAGAAAAAAAAAACUUGUUUUAAGAAAAUUUUCUUGAAAUAAGAAAAUAUUUUCUUGGGAGAAUAACAAGAAAAUUUUCUUAAUAAGAAAAUUUUCUUAAGAAAAUUUUUCUUAUUAAGAAAAUUUUCUUGAGAAAAAAUUCUUAAAUUGAGAAAAUAUUUUCUUAUUUUAAGAAAAUAUUUUCUCAAAUCAAGAAAUUUUUUUUCUUAUUAAGAAAAUUUUCUUGUUAUUCUCCCAAGAAAAAAGUUUUCCUGAAAUAAUAAAAUUUUCUUAAAAUAAGAAAAUAAUUUCUUAUUUUAAGAAAAUAAUUUCUUAAAACAAGAAAUUUUUCUUAAAAAGAAUUUUCUUAUUAAGAAAAUUUUCUUGUUAUUCUCCCAAGAAAAAAAAUUUUGAAAUAAGAACACGCCUCUGAUUUUUAACUACGCUGGUAAACUCAUAAUAGUCUGUAGAGGAAAUUUUUCGUAUAUACCUAUGCAAAUGCUAUGAGCUUGAAAUACCAAAUUUUGAUGUUUGUAUAGGUAAUAGGAUUGUUUCGAGUGGAAUUUGGGUAAAACAUGAAGAACGAAAUACUACAUAUUGUCUGUUUGGUAUACUCAUUAUUGGAAGUUUCUAA